AUGAGAGAUAUUGUGGUAUUUGGAUCAAUUAACUAUGAUCUGGUGACAACCUCGAAAAGAGUUCCUGCUAGCGGGGAGACAAUUGCUGCUUCUGGAUUCAAAACUUUUCAUGGCGGAAAAGGCGCCAAUCAAGCCAGAGCUUUGAGACGACUGUCAGAUAAAAAUGAAAUCACUGUACGCAUGAUUGGUAGAGUUGGAAAUGAUGUUUUUGGCGAAGAAUUGCUUUCUGGAUUAGAAAAAGAGGGAAUUGACGUUUCUCGUGUCGAGAAGAUCAAGAAUGAGCCUACCGGUACUGCUACUAUCAUUGUUGACGAAGCAUUAGGAGAGAAUCGAAUUCUUGUAUAUCCAGGUGCUAAUGGAACAUUCAAAGUCACCGAGGAAACUGUUUGGGAUGAGAUCAGAAAAGCCAAUUUCCUAGUUUUGCAGAACGAAAUCCCUGUUGACGUAGUGUUUAAAGCUAUCCAGGUAGCCCAUGAUGCUCACAUCACUGUUAUAUAUAAUCCAUCUCCUAUGACAGAAAUACCUCAUGAAAUUCUGUCAAAAGUGGAUCUUCUCGUUCUGAACUCUACAGAGGCCAAUGCCAUUCUACCUGACUCUGUGGCUACCAUAGACGACGAUGUUGACAGGGCACUAAUUGCCAUGAAGAAACUCCAACAAAAACUCGAAUCCACCAGCAUUAUCAUCACGCUUGGAGCCAAUGGCUCAAUCUUCUCCUCUCCCGGAGCUUCUCCCCAGACCUUUUCUGCAGCUAAAGCCGACAAAAUUGUCGACACCACCGGUGCCGGCGACACAUUCCUCGGUGCAUUCGUAUCCAAAUGGUCCAAAGACCCUCGCGACCACAAUAUUAUCCCCGAGGCCAUAUCAUUCGCCUCUGCUGCUUCUGCUCUUGCCGUAGCCCGUCCAGGGGCCGCAGAUGGCAUCCCAUAUCUUCGCGAGCUCUAA
This is a messenger RNA of Sugiyamaella lignohabitans, 942 nucleotides long. RefSeq names its product Rbk1p (gene RBK1). The coding region runs from base 1 to 942 and encodes 313 amino acids. Gene Ontology annotation, molecular function: ribokinase activity. The transcript has a single exon. Gene Ontology annotation, biological process: D-ribose metabolic process. NCBI's taxonomy places the organism in Eukaryota, Fungi, Ascomycota, Dipodascomycetes, Dipodascales, Trichomonascaceae. The record is from RefSeq and is a predicted model, not a curated record.